CUUGCCUCCUCCUCUCCAAGCCAAGUGUUGAACAGUGUCAUUGCCUCCAGGACAAUGAAAUUCAAAAGCCAAGCGGUUUGUCAACCUUGCCGGGAUCGUAAAAUCGGAUGUGACGGGAAACGCCCUGCCUGUACGCAGUGCCUCCAUUUUCGAGAAGCAUGCCCAGGGUAUCAGCAGCAACAUGUCAUCUUUGUCCACCAAGCCCCGGGAGCCACCCGCAAUAACACCGAUCUACACCAGCGUCGACGGGGCAUCCGACCGGCUCCACGGGGAGUGAGCAGCGCGACGGGAAAUGUCUUGCUGAAUUUCACGAAAUUCAGAUGGUCGACAGCGGAAGAGUUGCUGGCGGUGGCCAUUGACCAUUUCAUCCCCGGGCUCAAGGUGCCGGUGUCCCUCUCGGAGCUGUAUACAUCGCAAUCGCUGGUCUGCGCUUCCUGGUUGGACGCGCUUCCCCAUUUGAUUAAUGAAGAACGAUACGGAUCUCUUCUCCUUCAGACAGUGAGAACCCUAGGACUUUCGAUUCUCUGUAAAGAGCAGGCAAAAAAAGAGUGUGACUCCCAGCGUCUCCGAUGCUACUGUUCUGCGAUCCAUCAGCUGCGAAGCCGACUGCUUCUCAGUGAUGAUCACUGUCGCGAGCAAACUGUCGCAGCGAUCAUGUCUUUGACACUUGCAGAGCUGGUGAUGCCAACCUCCCAGAAAGGCUGGAUAGCCCAUGUCAGAGCAGUGGGUGAAAUAAUGCGAAUCAUUGGUCCAGAUCAGUUUACUGUCUCGACUGCUCACCGACUAUUUGUUGGCUUCCGUCCUAUUAUUCUGAUCGAAGCUAUCCUCUCGCGUACACCUACCUUUUUGGAGCUCAAUGAGUGGCAAAGUGUUCCGUUUCAGAAGCACUUCCCGUCUCCUAUGCAACAGCUGUUAAGCUGUGCCGCUGUUCUUCCGUCAUUACUGCAGCAAACGGACUCAGUAAAACAGGUCCCCCCACAGAAUAGCGUCGCUGAAAGGCGGGAAGUCGCACUGGCACUAACUAAAAUCCUCAUGAAUCUUCAACAAUGGGAACUGUCAUAUAAAAACUCUUUUCGAGAACCUCUGUACUGGCCCAAGUCAAAGGGCGCAACUUCGGGCGACACGUCCAUACAGUCGUUCUGGUUUCCCAAUGCCCUCACGGCUACCGCUCUCAUUCAUUCCUGGGCCUUUCAGAUUAUUUGUCGUGCGCAAAUCGACCAACUGGAAGGAUUGAACAGAGUCCCUCGAGGCUUUGGAGACCUCGAUACCGGUUCCACCUUUCAGAUAUUAGAGGGGCCCGUUGACUUCUCUAUCAGAAUUUGCCAAAGUAUGGACUACUUCUUGGACGACCAGAUGAAGAUAUAUGGCCCUGCCGCCGCUAUAUUUCCCUUUCAGAUUGCGUACGAGACCUUGCUUUUGUAUUUACGCCCGUAUUCCAACCAGGUGAAAGUGUGCAAAGCCAUAAUUGUUCGCUUCUCGCAAAAGGGGUUCGAUGUCAAGCCGUCUGCAUCACAGUAAUCCCCAGCCGGUGACAUACUGCUAGCAACACAUUCUUAUAUUCUGCUGUCACGGGCUUGCCCUUUCCCAAUCAUAAUGCAGCAUAGAUGGAGGGAAAUCGCACUUGGUCAAUGUACGGUCGGUCUGUCAUGGACGCGCGCAGGACUCCCGUCAUUACCACGUAUAUUCUAGCCUUGGCAGGUUCUGACUCCAACAGCUUGCGUGGCUCUCAC
This is a messenger RNA of Aspergillus pseudotamarii, 1730 nucleotides long. RefSeq lists its product as uncharacterized. The transcript has 5 exons. The record is from RefSeq and is a predicted model, not a curated record. Gene Ontology annotation, molecular function: DNA-binding transcription factor activity, RNA polymerase II-specific; zinc ion binding. Gene Ontology annotation, biological process: regulation of DNA-templated transcription. Lineage: Eukaryota; Fungi; Ascomycota; Eurotiomycetes; Eurotiales; Aspergillaceae. Bases 55 to 1518 code for a protein of 487 amino acids.